Porites evermanni is the source of this 8862-nucleotide messenger RNA. Lineage: Eukaryota; Metazoa; Cnidaria; Anthozoa; Scleractinia; Poritidae. The record is from the annotation of a GenBank genome assembly.
CAGAAGGCAGGUUUGAUUCGGGUCAAAACAAGGCCAGCUUGUACGCCUGAAACCACGUUUUGCUGUACUCCGCUACACCGCCACGUUAGUUGGUUGCUUCAGUUGGAUUCAAACGAGUUUAACACGUUUAAAUCAUGUCUGUUCAACAGUGCUUAGCUUGUAAUGCCGUGGUGAGUAGACCAUGUCUGAAUCGUGUUAUUAUUGGCUGGUGAAUUUCUCUAUGUCGCUUGUGUUUAAUACAUGUGCUUUAGUUGUUGUCUGGUAUAAACGAGCGAAAUUAAUUCACAUCGCGUCGAAAUGAUGUUUUCUUAAACUCGGUAGUCUUGAAUCUGAGAGUCUUCCGCUUCACUGAAUCUCUGGAGCUUAACAACAAAAUGUACGCUUCUCAAAUAUACGUACUCGACAGAGCGACAAAUUUUCGCACGCUAAAGAUAUUGAUUCUACCAGAAUACAGACUAAUGAACAUUGGGGUAGAGUAAUUUAUGCAUCUUCGAGACUAAACGCCCCGAAACUUUAGAACCGAUAAGAAAACGCAUGGUCUGGCAAAGCAAACAGCUGUCGUGCGUAAACAACAUAGACUUGGUACAAUUCCGGUAUUUUUAACCAAAGACUGUUUCUUGAAUUGAACAGGAAAGAGGCCCAUUUUAAAAAUCACGAAUCGCUCGUGUCCUCUUGGCCAAGAAUCAACGAUUGCCGAGGAUCGCAGUCACGUCCGGGGAGCGUAAAUGAUAAGUGGUCAUCCGUAUGAAUACGAAGCUUUUAUCAGCAGAGGCCGAAACUUUUGUCUAAUAUGAGCUUAAUCCCCUUAAAGGUAAAGUCCAGAGUCGAAAAUAACCUAUCUGUGUUUUAGCUAGUAUUUCAAAGAGCCUUACGCGGCAAUCAUUCUGGCCCUGACUCAACUGCAAACAUAAAGCUUCCAGAUUCUAGAAACGUGUUCGUGCCUUCACUGGUGCUGUACGGAUGCUGGCCCGAUUGCUGAACACGAGCUCCAAAUUUUUAUUUUGCAACCAAACAACGCGAAUUAACAAGAAUGCGGUUAACUUGUGGAUGCGUUGUAGGAUUAAUUUAAUAUAGAGAACCAGGCAGAAAGUGACGAUUAUCAAGAUUUCACCCAAAGUUGGAAUCAUAGUACGCCCCGGCCGGAUAAACUCAGAGCGUAACUUUCCUUUUAAGAGCAAAAGGUUCUAAAAGGUAAUUACUUUACGAUAACUAUUCGCCUUAGCCACAUACCUUCGGUUUUGGCGCCGAAGAAAGGCCUACAUGCACAUUUUAACUUUAUUCAAGUCCACUAUGCUUUAAAAAAAACCGUAGCCUUUUAAUACAGCUGAACAGAACCUUGAUAUUCCUUGCGAGUACCUCUGGGCGAAUCGGAGCAUGCAAUGUGUCCAUAGAAAGCCUACUAGCAAGCCCUCCGGGGCGCUCUCCUUAAACUGGAAGUUAACUAAAUUAAGAGCGAACUACGGCCGUCCCCAGCUGUCAUAAGGGCCCCUGAAGAGUUUCAAUUCAGAGUGAUCAUUGUUCACUUCACUUAUUUCGUUCUUCAUGCACCGAAGAAUGCUGAUAACUGGAUAACGCGACAGAUAGUGAGGAAAGGACCUUACCGGCUACUGACGAAAAAAAAUAUAACAAGAGUAACAUAAAUUUUGUCUCCUGAAUAAGUGAAUAACGCCCUUUUUGGGAGAAUAUCCCUUGUCCGGAAUAACAAGAUUUUAUAACAUGGAACAAGAGAGAAUUCUCUUGCAUGGAAUAACUAAAAUUUCCGAGCAGGAAUGAUAGAAUUAUGAACAUCCCAUUAUUCUUCUUUUCUUAUCGAAUCCUUUUCCAGCCCCGACUUGUUAACGAGACUUGGUCAUUUUUGUCUACUGCGCUGACUGCCAAUGUUAAGAAACCGUCAUUGAUGUGAAAACGUAAUUCUCGAAUUUAGGCUCACGGUAGUUACCGUAUUUAUUCGAUGAACCACCCUGGGCCGGGUUGUUCGAAGCUGGGUUAGGGUAACCCAGGGUUAGUGCGAAAUUUGAACUCAAAUAUGAGAGCUUAAAAAACAAAUCCAGUGAAAUUCUCUUUGCCUACAAUUUGAUGAAUGGAUACUCUAAAAAGAAUAGAGAAAAUCAUGCGAGAGAGUGCUUUUGAUAAAAAGAAAAAGAAACCGAGGUUAAAAUUUAACCCUGGGUUAGAGCUAACCGGCGUUCGAACAACUAGGCCCUGGGCGCUCAUUAAAUUUUUGGACCUUGAGAGGCUGGGCGCUUAUUAAAUUUUCAACAUUUUCAGCAAGUGAAGUAUGUUUAUUUUGCAACAAAACAAUAAAUGCUAUUAACAAAACGCGAAGAAGUAACAAAGCAAGGUUUCUGUAAAAUACUCGGAAGAAAACUUCGUCCUCAGGGAAGUCUCUUAUUAGAAUUUAUUCACUCAAGUGGGUGAGGUGGGGGUGAGCGUUUAUUUGAGUUUGAUUGGGAGGAGGAGGAGGGGGUGGGCGCUUAUUAACUUUUUCUGCCUUUAGGAUGGGUGCUUAUUCGAGGUGGGCGCUAAUUCGAGGUUGGGCGCCUAUUCGAAUAAAUACGGUAUUUUGAUCUUUUAAUGUCUGAAAGGCUUGCCAACGGCUUGCACAAGCUUCCUUUCAACACUCCAAAGCUGCAAAGACAAACGCCAUCACCCUAAAUUGUUUGUGUAGAAGAUCACGUUUAACGACAAAAAGAAAGAGAAAAAAAAUGAGUUAAUUAGCACAGCUGCCUUUGCGAAACUGUGGCAAUGCCAAAACGUAAGAAAAACGUUUAACCUAGCACUGAAUAAAUUGCAAAACAAUCUUUGCAAUCUUGCCGUCAUGUUUUCCCAACUUCCCAACUUUUAACAGGAGACAUGGAUAAUGUCGACAACUAUCGAUCCGUUAUGGAAGAUUGUUUCGAAUUUUUAACGACUCUGCGUCACUUAAGGUGGCUCGACAGGGUUUUUAAGGAUCAAUGCCUCCCAAGUUUGAGCAUAAACUACGACGCCAUUAACAAAGAUUUGAAAAAAUUACCACCGCAGCUGUAUUAGAUAAAGAUCAAAAUUUGUUAUGAUCAGGGUUGCAAUGACAUCGGAGUUCUCAUAGCAACGUAAUGACGCCAUUACCUAUUUUACUUGCAGCCGUAUUUCUCGGCAAUAGGAACCCAGUGUUCUUUUAAACUCGUUGAAGGGAGAUUUUUCCUUCAAUAGCCGCCUCGAUGUUCGUGACGUUUAAGCGAAAUCUAUAACAGCUUUAUCGAGAUAUUUAGGGGUUAAGUUGUUAUGGUUAGAAAUACUGCGGUAAAAACUGGACAGUCUUGAUGUUCGGCCGUUAUCUGUAGGAAACGAAGCGCUUUUGAAAUGCAAUUUCACCUCAUAAUAGUUUCAGUCCUUUUGAAAACGUGUGAGAAAGAUCAUGGAGAUAGCUCCAGCCGAUUGCGAGAAAGAAGGAUUUGAUUAGUAUGUAUCGAGGCGCCCUUGUUGGCGGUUUCGUACACAUUUUGGUCUACUUUAACAAAUUAGCAAAUUUUUUUUAAACCGCUAGAUAGAUUUUUUCAAAAUUUGAGAUUCUCGAGGUCGCAACCGUCGUUUUAUGAUCAUUAUAAGGUAUUCUCAAACUCAUUAAUAAUUCAUUAAGAAAAUACAAAGGAAAUUAAUGUUUAAUGAGUGUUUGGAAAUCGGAUGAAACACUGCUUAGUAUUUGCAUCCUUAAUUUCUCCUUCAAAAAUGAUUUUGUUUGAGAAGAAAUAUCAAACAUUCGACACAGUGUUUCAUCACCAGAUGAAACACCUCGAAGUUCGUCAAAAAUACUCCGCUGCGCGUCGUAUUUUCAACUCUCUUCUCGGUGUUUCAUCUGGUGAUGAAACACUGCAUCUCAUGUUUGAUAUAUUACUUGAAAUAUGGGCAACAAUUGGGUAAUUUUUUGUCAGCAAUUUAGUGUUAACUAUUCAGGGGUAUUGUCUCUAAGUUUCAUUUUCACGUGAACAACGGUAGCUAACAAUGCAUUUGAAAUGUCCAGAAAUGUUAGCUAUUGUUGUCCUCGAAAAUAUGAAACUUGGAGACAAUACCCCUGAAUAAUGAUAGGCUCUCACAUGUAAACACGAAAUUUCUGACAAAAAGUAGCGAAUUGUAACCUUUAUUUUACUCUCUUGCAAUAAAUCAAUAAUCUUGAAACUCAAAGGUCAUAUAAAACGACGGUUAAUCUCGAGAAUCUCAAAUUUUUAAAAAUAUCUAUCGAGCAGUUUAAAAUUCUUCGCUUAUUUGUUAAAGUAGACCAAAAUGUUACCAAGUCGCUAACAAGAGCGCCUCGAUACAUACUAAUCAAAUCCUUCUUUCUAGCGACUCCAAACUAGCCACGAGUUUCGGGGAGCUUGUCUUCAUUUUCAAAAAACCUGCCUUAAUCGAACAGUAUGCCAUAUACUUCCUUAAUGAGUAUUGUCUGUUGUUUAUUUCUUUAAAUCAUCGUUUCAUAACUUAAGGUUGAGUAAUGCAACAUUUCAGUGGGGCCGGUAUUUUGAAUGUGUCUACUUGUUUGUCACAUGGCCAGUCCCGAAAGCGCUGCCAGCGAACAAGGUAAAGCUUUGAGGGAAGUUCAGGUAGACUGGUUGCCCGCAUUGAAAAAAUACUUCUGGUCAUAUCAUCAAUCUUUUUUAUGACCAAGCUUAUUUGAAUAUUGGCCUCUUUCUCAUGUGACUGUAUUCAUUUCUGACGUCUCUAUAUCAUCUUAUUAGGUUCCUAAGUCAAGCAAAACGUGCGAAUGUGGUCACGUGUUUGAGGAUGUGAAGCAAAUAGCAGGAAAAAGAUUUUCAGGUCAGACUCGAUAUCACAGGGUACGGAGCGUUUUCACUCACGUGACCAGCAGCUAUGCUGAUUUCUGACAGAAAAAUUAAAACACCCAUAGAAUUGUCUUGGUAAACUAACAUGGCCGCCGUUUCAUUGUUUUGGAACACCAAUAUGGCCGCCGUGACGUCAUGUGUAAACGCUCUUUAGACAUUUCUCUCGUGCUUCAACUUUAAAUAUAUUUAGCCUGCCUAGCAGGCGUCGAAAGGGGUAGGGGAUAGGGAAAAAGGGACGGGGGUAGGGGAGAGAGGGGAAGGGACGCCUGCUAUAAGAACCCCCUUUUAUUCAUUUCUGCGGACGCUGGCGUCCGCAAAUUCCUGAUUGGCUGAGCCGUAAUGAUUAACUUAUUGACGUGUAUCCUAGCGUGUAUUAGUGUGAGAGACAAACAUGACGAAGGCAUCAAGAAAAUGUGUUCUACUGGCAUAAGCUUUGGAAGAUCAAAAUUACUCCAAUCAUGUAGCAACUUCACGUUAAAACUCGAACUAACACCAACUGUAACAGCUUGUUAGCAGGCAGAGAUGCUCAGGAGGUUUUGUUUACUGGAUUUGUCCAUACACCGAGCAGCGAUUCAAAGCGAUUGCGAUUCUUGCCAGACAUCUGCAAUGCCGAUAUUCAAAAGACUUCCUUUUCCGCAAAAACAUAUACCGUCUUGAGUGGAGUUUUAAAUGGUUUGCUAAGAGAGAGAUGAAGCUUUGAUAAAGACUAUCCGUUGAGCGUUUUGACAAUUGUUUAUAAUUCUCCUUUACUUUCAUUAUUCGCGUCUCAGGCUGGCCAGUGUUCUGUUCUUUGUGACCAUCACACAGGGGCACCCAACGGCAAUUUUCGGAAAAUAUCUGUUCGGACGACGAUUUGAGAUCUAGAAUUUUCGGAUUAGUUGUUGUAAAAUUUCUUGCUUGCCUGCCUCUCCCAGGAUUUUCGAACACCUACAAAAUGGUAUAAUUGCCCAUUUUUAAGGGAUUUUGACCCUAAAAAACGCCACCUAGAAUUUUCGGGAGCCUUUUCCUGGCUGAAAUUUUCGAGAAGCUAAGUUUUUAUUCCUAUAAUUUUCGGAUCAAUAGACUUUCAGCUAGGAAAUCCGAACAGAUGAAAAGUUUUUAGGGAAUAAAAAUAUGCCUAUAUCUACCGUUUAAACACUAAACUACGUUCAACAAUGCUGUGUUAAGUGGUUUUGAACUAUAUCCUCGUUGGGUGCCCCUGAUCACAGUGCUUCAUGAGGUUGUAAGAUAAAAGGUCUUGUGUAUUCACACGAAACUGAUGAUUCUUUGUCGUAGACUGCGAGCAGUAAAAAAAAUGAGAGACUGCUAGUAGUCUAUGUCGGUCGUGUUUGCUGCGGGAGCAAGAACAGUAAAAAUGUUUCAUUUCGCUCGAUUAUGAUAUCACUUGAUAAAAGCGUCUCAACUUGACAAUUUCCGGUAAACAAAGUAAUUAAGUUCGGACCAUGCUGAGAAGCCCCGUACUUGUAAUUGGUCACGUAUUGACAGUGACAUUAUCGGAUUAGUUGAGAAAAUGGUGGGCCGAUUACAAAAACCCCGGCUCUUAGAGCAGGCGCUCCUUUCCCUUUUCCCUCUUUCGUGCUUUUCUCCCUCCCCCUCCCCCUUUCCUUUUUGCGCCUGCCACGCAGGCUAAAUAUAUUUUGCAUCACGUGUUUUAAGUCAGUUUUACGAUUUUUUUGGUUUCUAGAAUAUCGAGCAGAGUUGUACUGGAGAUUAGAAAACAAACGCAUGGAGAAGUUGUCAAAAGAAAAUACGCCAUGUAAUGGAGAUCAAACAGUAGACCAAAACAACAAUGCCGACAAUUAUAAAAGCAAGGAAGUGGGCGAAAAGGUUAGUAAACUAAAAAAAUGACAGGGAGGUCGAAUAAGCUAAAGUAUCAACAAGGGAAAAAUGAUAUCUAACUCAGAUAUCUAACGAGCCUGCCCGUAUAAAACUUUGUUGAGUAGCCCCCCCCCGCCCCCCAACCCCCACCCUCUCGGAUUGAUCGAGGUUCUCUCGGAUCUGAGAGGUUCUCUUAGCUCGGUGGCGCAAGGAUCGUUGAUGGGACAUGUACCUCUGCGUAGGAGGGCUAGGAGGCUAUCCGGUGGACUGAUAGACUGAAUCAGCUUUGCACUAAGAAAAUGGCACACAUACGAACUGAUUGACUGCAAUGCCAAUGAAUGGGAGACCUAUCUGCAACUGGAGCUGGCUGAUCGUCAAAUUCAAUAUAGUAUUUAUAUUUGUGUGCUUUUAGAAAAUAUUUAUGAAUGCUUUGUCUUAGAAAAUAUAACAUAAAGCAAAUUGCACUUGUUAAAUUCCUGAUACAACAAGUAAGUAAUUCUAACCUUUUGGCUGGCAGAUGUCACAGUGAUUGAUUGUGCCUGAGUUCUAAAGUUUGUUCAAUUAACUUUUUUUCUAACUUCUUGCUAUGUGAUUGUCUUACUGACUUAAUGGUUAAAAAUCAUGGUCUGACUGACUGAAUGCUUCCUCUAAUUAAGUUGAUUUUCGGAUUAUGAAAAGGUCGUCGACGAGCCAGCUGCUUCCAUAGCAGCGCCAGCCAAGGUGUCAAAGAAAAGCCGACUGUUUCAGCGGCGGGUGGAAGGGCUGUAUCCAACAAAAAAGAAACCUGCCAAGACACCAUACAUGAAGUACUCGAGCUUGCAAGACAGAAGAACGGUCUCAACUGAAGAAAUGCGCAGGUUUUCCAAAGCUCUUGAGGAAAUUAACAAAAAGAUUCACUUCCAGAAUCUAGUGUGGAAAUUAAGCAGUUAAACUAAGUACAUCCGGCCGCCGACACCAGACUGGAACAGGUGUGAGAACUGCGGACAUUUGCAGGAAUGACUAGUUAUAUUCUGCUGUACUUACUGACAAUAACUAUUAAUUCAUUCUAUUUAAUUACAUCUGCUCCCUGAGUUCAAGAACCGGUACAGCCACGGCAUAGUCAUCAUCAGUCACCAUGUUUCUCAACAGCAUACUUUUGACAACCACAGUGGUGCAGUGGAGGUGUUUUAGUACUUAUUACAGUGCUAUGGAGGUGUUUCAGUACUUAAUUUACAUUUUUAUCAGUUUCAGGCUACUUUCACACGGCACAGGACGAAUGUUGGACCGGCUGAAAAACAUUGACCACGUAUUUAUGCCUUUGUUGUACAAAAAUCAGCUAGACCUUCAUGAUAUUCACAAAAAUUUUUGUCCUAAAUUUUUGAGCUCGAUUUUCCCGUUUAAAUUUUUUAACGGUUAGGCGUCUAAAUAUUUGGCGGAACUGUUACAGUGGUUACGUGUGAACGAACAGACGAAUUUUCUAGCGAUCAAAUAUUUGACCAGUAACGUGCGAAUGUGGCCUUAAAGUUGUGCUCCAUGUCGGCCUCAAGCCGUAGAGGUUUCGAUGCGCCCGCGAUUCUCCUCACUUCAGAGUUGAGAAGUAAUUUAAAUUGGCCAAUCAAAGGGAGCCCGUAGAAAUUUGCAGGGUAUAAAUUAAAGGAAAUCACCGUAAACAAGGUUAAAAAUUGUUGUAGAUAUUUAAAGGAUACCAAAGAUGGCGUACAAAAAGUAUGACAAUGCUUUCUCUUUGCCCCUUUAACAUAAAGAUGCCACGGACAAGCACAUCAUAACCCGUGCGCCCAGCCAUGAAACGUAGAGAAUCGCGGCGAGCCCUUCAGUAAAAUAAGGAACGUUUGUAGACUUAAAAAAUCGCUCGAAAGUCGUAACUGACCGGUCUAACACAGCGGCACCACAUUAAAAGCGCCCAAAUCUGGUUUAGAUUAAAUAGUCUACUAUUAGGCCUUGGCAUUCACAGCCAUAGCUGUUGUUGCUUUUACGUGAAGCGUUUCUUCCGGAUCAAGCCAGGAGUAGUCCGCGGAAAGUACGAAUGUGUUGUAGCUUUGAGCUAAAUCCCCAUUGGCGAAAAAUGUCUGACUGGUCGAUAGGCGACCACGUGACAUAGAGUAAAUUCAACAUGGCGGAGCAUGCGUAGACAUUUUUCGCCAGUGAACUUUUUCUAGGCUCUGAUUUCCUGGUCAAGCAAAGCUUCAAGACAAUGUUGAGAGCUACAAAGCUGGUUUUACGAUAACUAGAA